GAAACUUGGUGAUGAGUUUUGCUUCUUGGAUAGAGUGGUGAAAGGAUUAACCAUGGCCAUUGGCAAUACCUUGUUUUUCUUGUGGGGACAAACAAAUCAGAAUCAAGCAAAGGAUAUUAAACUCCAUUAAGCUCUUUGGCCACUAAUAAUCAUUUUUCAUCUUUAAAAGCUCUAACAUCCUCGUACUACAUUACAAAUUUUCAAUCAAUCACUUUCUCAUAAACAUUUUGUUCCUCCCAUGGAAGAUCUUUCAUUCUCUGACCAAGAUGGCGUUUCGAGAUCGAUUUCAGAUACACCACCCAAUCACUAUGGCCUCAAAAUCCAGUCGUUUUCGCUGCUCGCCAAGAACAACAUUGAUAAAUACACGUCAAGCGAAUUCGAAGCCGGAGGCUACAAAUGGAAGUUAGUAGUUCACCCAAAUGGAAACAAAAAUAAAGACAUUAAUGAUCACUUAUCCAUCUACUUGAUGAUUAGUGAAGAAUCAAAUUCACUCGGGCCAGGCUGGGAAAUCCGAGCAGUUUUUCGACUUUUCCUGCUCGAUCAGAACAGAGAUGCUUACUUGACUCUUCAAGAUACGGUUAGAAACGGGAGGCGAUUUCACAAAAUGAAACCCGAAUGCGGUUUUGAUAAGUUUUUGCCAUUAGCAACCUUUAAGGACCCUGCGAAUGGAUAUUUGGUGGAUGACAGUUGCGUAUUUGGGGCAGAGGUUUAUGUGUGUCUCGAAAAACUCACCGGAAAAGGAGAGUCUUUGUCGAUGGUAAAAGAUCCAAUCAUCUACAAAAACACUUGGAGAAUCGGAAGUUUUUCCGGUUUAUCGGAGGAAUGUGUCGACUCCAAACCAUUCAUUGCUGCCGAUAGGAAAUGGAAAAUACAAAUUUAUCCUCGGGGAAAAGGUAGCGGUGUCGAUAACUACAUAUCUCUGUAUCUGACUUUAGCCGAGCCUCAAAACUUGCUUCCGGCAUGCAAAAUAUACGCGGAAUUCACGUUGCGCAUAUUAGAUCAAGUUAAUCGCAACCAUUACUUUGGAACCGCUAAUUACUGGUUCAGUUCGUCUAACUCGACAUGCGGCUGGCCAAGAUUUGUUUCGAGGAGCUAUUUUAAUAUGUUGUCUUCGGGUUUGGUGUUGAAAGAUGUAUGCAUUGUUGAAGCAGAGAUCAAAGUCCAUGGGGUGGCUAAUUCUUUAUGAGUGUUGAUUGAGGAAUAUUCUAAGUUAUUAUGAUCAUAAUGUAUGUACAUAUAUGUCUAUGUGUAAUUAACCCAAUAAUUGAAUAAAACUUUCUAUUUCAUUUUCAUAAUAUAGUAGUUUUGUAAGAGUCUCUGGUUCUCAACAAAAAAGAGAAACACACCUUAAUUAAAGGGACAAUCAUCAAGAUUCAAG
Striga asiatica is the source of this 1378-nucleotide messenger RNA. NCBI's taxonomy places the organism in Eukaryota, Viridiplantae, Streptophyta, Magnoliopsida, Lamiales, Orobanchaceae. The record is from the annotation of a GenBank genome assembly.